UCCUCAGAGCCUUCUCUCUCUGUCGUACUCCAAUUUUCUUUUCCUUUUUUUUUUCUUCCUAUUUGAACCCUAAAAUUAACUAAAUUAAAAAAUAAAAUAAAAAACCGAGAACGAGAAGGAAAGGAAAAUACUCCAUCGAAGCUUAAUUUUAUUUUCUCGGGAAACAAACAGGGCUUGAAUUUUGCAUCGAAUUCCUGAAAGAAAAUGCAACAUCAGAGGCUGAAACAGCAACAGUUGAUGCAGCAAGCUCUUCUUCAGCAACAGUCUCUCUAUCACCCUGGUCUUCUCGCUCCUCCUCAGAUUGAGCCAAUCCCCAGUGGAAAUCUGCCUCCUGGUUUUGAUCCAAGCACUUGCCGCAGUGUGUAUGUUGGAAAUAUCCAGACACAGGUAACUGAACCACUUCUGCAAGAAGUUUUUUCAAGUACUGGUCCUGUUGAAGGCUGUAAGCUUAUAAGAAAGGAAAAGUCUUCAUAUGGAUUUAUUCACUACUUCGAUCGCAGAUCAGCUGCUCUUGCAAUAUUAUCUCUGAACGGAAGGCAUUUAUUUGGGCAGCCUAUUAAAGUUAAUUGGGCAUAUGCUAGCGGUCAGCGAGAAGAUACAUCAGGUCACUACAACAUCUUUGUGGGAGAUCUUAGUCCUGAGGUUACUGAUGCAACACUUUUUGCCUGCUUUUCAGUCUACCCCAGUUGUUCAGAUGCAAGGGUUAUGUGGGAUCAAAAAACUGGGCGUUCAAGAGGUUUUGGGUUUGUUUCUUUCAGAAAUCAACAGGAGGCUCAAGGUGCAAUUAACGACUUAACAGGGAAGUGGCUUGGGAGUAGACAGAUUCGUUGCAAUUGGGCCACAAAAGGUGCUACCUCUAAUGAUGACAAGCAAAGUUCUGAUGCCAAAAGUGUAGUGGAACUAACAAAUGGUUCAUCAGAUGAAGGCAAAGAAACAGCCAAUAUUGAGGCUCCAGAAAAUAAUUCUCAGUACACAACUGUUUACGUGGGGAACCUCGCUCCAGAGGUCACUCAGCUUGAUCUACAUCGCCACUUCCAUGCUCUUGGUGCUGGAGUUAUUGAGGAGGUCCGAGUCCAGCGGGAUAAAGGAUUUGGUUUUGUGAGGUUCAGUAGUCAUGCUGAGGCAGCUGUAGCUAUUCAACUGGGAAAUGUCCAGUCAAUUCUUUUUGGCAAACAAAUAAAGUGCUCUUGGGGUAGCAAGCCCACCCCACCAGGAACAAGUUCAAAUCCACUUCCGCCCCCUGCAGUCGCACCUUUACCAGGCCUCUCAGCCACUGACCUUUUAUCUUACGAGCGACAACUAGCAAUGAGCAAGAUGGGCGGUGUUCAUGCCUUGAUGCAUCCUCAGGGGCAGCUUCCUCUCAAACAAGCAGCAAUGGGAAUGGGUGCUGGAACGAGCCAAGCAAUAUAUGAUGGUGGGUUCCAGAAUAUCGCUGCUGCCCAGCAGCUCAUGUACUACUAGUAAUGACAAGAGUUAACUUCUUACUUCUAUUACCUGCCUUUGCAGGUCUUAUUUGAGUCUUAAAUUAUUAGGAAGUUUUCUGUUUUCUCUUUAUCGUGCGGUGAGGUUGUUACCCGCAUAUUUACAUCAUUUGCUUGGCAUUUGUAUGGAUGUAUACAUAUUAUGUAAUUUUCAUCUUUUUCUGUUUUUUUUCUCUUUCUACCAUGUAGGGAUGAGUUUGUUAUCUAUAAAGUAGGGAUGAGUGGUUUGUGGUGAGAGGAUGAGGUGUCUAGUAUGGACAAUAGUUUGCUUUAAAGCUUUUGACUAUAUUGAUAUUCUGUAUUAUUAGAGUUUUAUUAAGAGUUGAUUAGCAUUA
Mercurialis annua (annual mercury) is the source of this 1816-nucleotide messenger RNA. Its product is annotated as oligouridylate-binding protein 1B-like. Bases 205 to 1461 code for a protein of 418 amino acids. The record is from RefSeq and is a predicted model, not a curated record. The transcript has 11 exons. Lineage: Eukaryota; Viridiplantae; Streptophyta; Magnoliopsida; Malpighiales; Euphorbiaceae. Gene Ontology annotation, molecular function: mRNA binding.